This is a messenger RNA of Ceratotherium simum simum (southern white rhinoceros), 3311 nucleotides long. Lineage: Eukaryota; Metazoa; Chordata; Mammalia; Perissodactyla; Rhinocerotidae. The record is from RefSeq and is a predicted model, not a curated record.
GCAAAUACAAGGAAACGUUAAUUAGCUGGAACAGGGUGGACACCGAUCAGCUCAGUUCUGUUAGAAAAGUCCAAGCUGCUGAAAUUAAACUCUGAUGCCAUUCAUGCCAGCAUCCAAUCACCAGAGAGACCAGAAGUUCAGAGAUGCCUCCAAGCUGCCAACAAGAGUGGCUACUAUACGUCAAGGACUCUAACGCUGUGGUACAGGGGGAAGAACAACUUUAGAGAUGAUGCCCAGCUGGUUCGUAGAAACCCCAGCUCAUUUCUCUUGGAAAGAAAGUUAUUACCGAUCCACCAUGUCCCAGAGCACACAGACAAGUGAAUUCCUCAGUCCAGAGGUUUUCCAGCAUAUCUGGGAUUUUCUGGAACAGCCAAUUUGUUCAGUUCAGCCCAUUGACUUGAACUUUGUGGAUGAGCCAUCAGAAAAUGGUGCGACAAACAAGAUUGAGAUUAGCAUGGACUGUAUCCGCAUGCAGGACUCGGACCUGAGUGACCCCAUGUGGCCACAGUACACGAACCUGGGGCUCCUGAACAGCAUGGACCAGCAAAUUCAGAACGGCUCCUCGUCCACCAGCCCCUACAACACAGACCACGCGCAGAACAGCGUCACGGCGCCCUCACCCUACGCGCAGCCCAGCUCCACCUUCGACGCCCUCUCGCCGUCGCCCGCCAUCCCCUCCAACACCGACUACCCAGGCCCGCACAGCUUUGACGUGUCCUUCCAGCAGUCCAGCACAGCCAAGUCGGCCACCUGGACGUAUUCCACCGAACUGAAGAAACUGUACUGCCAAAUUGCCAAGACAUGCCCCAUCCAGAUCAAGGUGAUGACCCCACCUCCUCAGGGCGCUGUCAUCCGUGCCAUGCCCGUCUACAAGAAGGCUGAGCAUGUCACUGAGGUGGUGAAACGGUGCCCCAACCACGAGCUGAGCCGGGAAUUCAACGAAGGACAGAUUGCCCCUCCUAGUCAUUUGAUUCGAGUAGAAGGGAACAGCCAUGCCCAAUACGUAGAAGACCCCAUCACAGGAAGACAGAGUGUGCUGGUACCUUAUGAGCCACCCCAGGUUGGCACCGAAUUCACGACGGUGUUGUACAAUUUCAUGUGUAACAGCAGUUGUGUUGGAGGGAUGAACCGCCGUCCAAUUUUAAUCAUUGUUACUCUGGAAACCAGAGAUGGGCAAGUCCUGGGCCGACGCUGCUUUGAGGCCCGGAUCUGUGCUUGCCCAGGGAGAGACAGGAAGGCGGAUGAAGACAGCAUCAGAAAGCAGCAAGUCUCGGACAGCACAAAGAACGGCGAUGGUACGAAGCGCCCUUUUCGUCAGAACACACAUGGCAUCCAGAUGACAUCCAUCAAGAAACGAAGAUCCCCAGAUGAUGAACUGUUAUACUUACCAGUGAGGGGCCGUGAGACUUACGAAAUGUUGCUGAAGAUCAAAGAGUCCCUGGAACUCAUGCAGUACCUUCCUCAGCACACGAUUGAGACCUACAGGCAGCAGCAGCAGCAGCAGCACCAGCACUUACUUCAGAAACAGACCUCUAUGCAGUCUCAGUCUUCAUAUGGUAACAGCUCCCCUCCUCUGAACAAAAUGAACAGCAUGAACAAGCUGCCUUCCGUGAGCCAGCUUAUCAACCCUCAGCAGCGCAACGCUCUCACUCCUACCACCAUUCCUGAUGGCAUGGGAGCCAACAUUCCUAUGAUGGGCACCCACAUGCCAAUGGCUGGAGACAUGAAUGGACUCAGCCCCACCCAAGCCCUCCCUCCCACACUCUCCAUGCCAUCCACCUCCCACUGCACCCCCCCACCUCCGUACCCCACAGAUUGCAGCCUUGUCAGCUUCUUAGCGAGGUUGGGCUGCUCAUCAUGUCUGGACUAUUUCACGACCCAGGGGCUGACCACCAUCUAUCAGAUUGAGCAUUACUCCAUGGAUGAUUUGGCAAGUCUAAAAAUCCCUGAGCAAUUUCGACAUGCCAUCUGGAAGGGCAUCCUGGACCACCGGCAGCUCCAUGACUUCUCCUCCCCUCCCCACCUCCUGCGGACCCCAAGUGGUGCCUCUACAGUCAGUGUGGGCUCCAGUGAGACCCGGGGCGAGCGUGUUAUUGACGCCGUGCGCUUCACCCUCCGCCAGACCAUCUCCUUCCCACCCCGUGAUGAGUGGAAUGAUUUCAACUUCGACAUGGAUGCUCGUCGCAACAAGCAACAGCGCAUCAAAGAGGAGGGGGAGUGAGCACUACUGUAUGAGCCCUUCCCAAUCUCUUCCCACCUGCCCACCCCACUACAAGGCACUAUUGCUUGACUUUCAAAGCAUUCGCCCUAGCUCCUCUCCUUCCUCUUCUCAGUCUUGUUUCUUAAGGAAAGGAGAAGUAAGAGGCUACCUCUUACCUAAUAUCUGACCUGGCGUCUGAUUCUGAUUCUGGCUUUAAGCCUUCAAAUCUAUUGCUUGCAGGACUGAAGUUGUCAUGACUGGGUAGAAAUCAACAAAAAAGCAAUGGGUGUCUCCUUAAGCUGCAGAGAUCUCUCAUUGACUUUUAUAAAGCAUUUUCACCAUUAUAGUCUAAGACUAUAUAUAUAAAUAUAUAAAUACACAGUAUAUAUUUUUGGGUGGGGGCCAUUGAGUAUUGUUUAAAAUGUAAUUUAAAGGAAAAGAAAUUGAGUUGCACUUAUCCCUCUAUUUUUUUAAUUUACUUGUUUUGGGUGGCUUAUCUAUACCCCCUUUCUCAAGGAGUACCAUGUAUGGUAAUAAGGGUCAGAGCUUGUUGGUACGUGUGAGUGACAAUGACGUAUAGGUCCCUUCAGUUCUUUUGAUGAUAAACACACGCCACAUCAAACUUUUGGAUAGAUCCAGUUGUAUUUACCAUUGCUUAUUAUGUGGGUGAGACUGUAUACAUAUGUACUCAAUUCUCCAUGUUGGUGUAUUUUAUGUUACUGACAUCCCUACUAGUGAUGGUGGUUCACUUUGGGGUUAUUUAGUCCAAUUACAAGAAAAAGUUCAUGUUACACUAUCACACACUAGAGAAAAGGAAAUAUCCUCUCUUGAUUUUGGUUGGGAAUGGGGAGUGUGGGUCAUGGCUAAAAUUCUUAAAAGGUUCAUGGUAGCCAGUCCAAAAACACCUGGUAUCAUGAAUCUGAGUAUAUCAGCAACUCCUUCAAAUUUAAUACCAGAUGCCUUAUCUCUUAAUACUUAUUAGGAAAACAUUUGCUGCCAUUACAGAAGCCUUAAAACUAAAUUUCACCGCUACAUUAACUAACUCAAUUACACAUUUGAUACUCUUGUUAGAAUUAAGGUUGAUAUGAUUGGGAUGAAUGCCAUCAAUUUA